CAGUGCUUGAAGCGACCAUUGAGAACAACCAUGACGAAAAGAGAAGUCUUUUAGAAAGGUAACAAUGCAUUUUUCCAUUUGCCGAUUCUCCCUAGAGGUCCGGUAAGGAUCAUCUCUUAUUGAUCUAGUGUUACUACAUGUACAGGAGGAAACUUAAACCAAACUAACUUUAUUUAUACUGGAUAGUUCUAUCAGUUCUAAACUGUUCUUCCUAUAGAGGUCCAGUAAGGAUCAUCUCUUAUUGAUCCAGUGUUACUACAGGUGGAAACCUAAACUAAACUAACUUUAUUUAUACUGGAUAGCUCUAUCAGUUCUAAACUGUUCUCCCUAUAGAGGUCCAGUAAGAGUCAUCUCUUAUUGAUCCAGUGUUACUACAGGAGGAAACCUAAACUAACUAACUUUAUUUAUACUGGAUAGCUCUAUCAGUUCUAAACUGUUUUCCCUAGAGGUCCAGUAUAAGGAUUAUCUCUUAUUGAUCCAGUGUUGCCUCAGGAGGAAACCUAAACUAAACUAACUUUAUUUAUACUGGAUAGCUCUAUAUCAGUUCUAAACUGUUCUUCCUAAAGGUCCAGUAAGGAUCAUCUCUUAUUGAUCCAGUGUUACUACAGAAGGAAGCCCAAACUAAACUAACUUUAUUUAUACUGGAUAGUUCUAUCAGUACUAAAAUGUUCUUCCUAGAGGUCCAGUAAGAAUCAUCUCUUAUUGAUCCAGUGUUACUACAGGAGGAAACCUAAACUAAACUAACUUUAUUGAUACUGGAUAGCUUCUUUUUUCCUUAGAUGCAUAGCGGCCGAGGACAACUGCAAGAAAUAUCAGAAAACUAUCGAACAAUUAAAUAAAAAUAUUGAAGAAUUAAAUUCGGCCAUGAUCGAACUUGGACAGGAAAAUCAAAAUCUGCAAGUUGUUCAAAAUGUUCGAAGUAAUCGCAAGUGGGAGAAGGAUAAUGAGGUCAUGCAGUGCAAUGGCUGUUCAAAGAAGUUCAGUGUUAGCCUUAGGAAGGUAACGUUUCAUUAUUUUUACUCGUGUAUUAAGCGGGCAUUACUAAAAGACGAAUUAUAUUACAGCAGAAAGUUUACUCUUUUAUAAUUAUAAAGAACUACUGUUUAAAAGAACGUCAACAAGCCGGACGAAAGUGCAAAGGGGACGGCUAUUACUGUCGUUCCAAUUGAAGUGUUGCUCAAAUAUUGAUUCAAUACAUUACCUCGGGCUGACCAAUUCAUUUCAUCAAAUUCCUCGAGAUAUUCAUACACUUCCUAGUAUAAUUGUAAACUUCCUGUUGAAUAGUUUGAAUGCACCAAUCACCUUUGUUGUUUCACAGGGAGCAGAGGAGUCGAGUUUAUCUAGUAAAACAAGACAAACACCGUCUUACCUUGUUAUUAAUUGUAGUAUAUUUAAUUGUAGAAAUAUCCCAAUGUUUGCAUUAAAAAUGCAUAUUUAUUCAUCAAAAUUAUCGAAUAUAAACCAAAAUAUGAAUUUCAACGUUAAUAUACUCCGCUGCCUUGAAUUACCGUAGACUUGUAUUUUCCGAAAAGCUAACGAACAAUGGCCGAGAUAUCAACGAAUAAGAAACGAAGAAAGGGAGGAAACAUUGCAGAUCUUUCGUCGCAUGUGCACCGCAACACCCUAUGACGGAAGUGAAUAAAACCGGCCAUUGACCAAUGACGAAGCAGAACUUCAUUUGACAGUUGUAAUUAGUAUUCGAAAAAUUUGAAUCAAUCAUGCAUAAACACGAAACAAUACGUCACUUCCGUCAUAGGGUGUUGCGGUGCACAUCGUACGAAAAUAAUCGAUGAAUAUCGGUCGUCAAAUAUGUAGGUUAAACGACCGUUUAUUGAAAUUUAUUUCCUAAUGUAGUAAGAAUAGAUAAUUUCUAGCUUGCAUACAAAAAAUUAUGUAUUUUUAUGAAAUAUUAAGCAAGUUAUAGCCAUCCUAAAGUAUCACCCCAAUGACUGUUUCCUCCCUUUCUUCGUUUCUUAUUGUUUACUAAGUAUAGCGAAAUGUGAGCCCACAAUAAUCUAGAACAGCGGAGUAUAUUCAUUUGGUGUUCAUGUUACAUGAAGUACGAAUAAAAAAUCAUACAAGGCAUACAAUGUUUAUAAAUUUUAUAUGGUUUCACGACAAUUUCAACGGCUAUAAAUUGUAAAAUAUGCAUUUUUAAUGCACACAUGGGGAUUCUACAAUGAAAGAUAUUACAAUUAACAAGGUAAGACGGCGUUUGUAUUGUUUUACUAGAUAAACUCGACUCCUCUGCUCCCUGUGGUUGUUUGCGCAACUAACCAAUCAUAAAUAGAAAGGAAGUGCCCAGAAAUGAUCAAAUACUUGGAAUUGGCUCUUUCACAGGAAGUGUAUGAAUAUCUCGAGGAACUUGACGAAAUGAAUUGGUCAGCCCGAGGUAAUGUAUUGAAUCAAUAUUUGAGCAACACUUCAAUUGGAACGACAGUAAUAUCAUACUAAUGCAAGAAAAUGAGCAGAAAUGAACAAUUAAAAUCCCACGGGAGUUUUAGUCGUCGCCGUCGCUCUGUUUACAACGGCAAAAUACAGAUUAGGACAAUUAUUUUCAAAUGGGUCCUAGAACUUUUCUCAAUCAUUACAGACCUGAAGCUUCGCGUUCAACGACAAACGUCAGGCAUAGAAAAAUUUUAGGCUAUAAAGCAAUAAAAAGUAAAUGAGCUUGUUGUUUUAUAACUAGAAUGCUUAACUAUUCCUGUGUCAUAUGAAAGAAAAUAUGACACGCAGAAAUCGAACGAAAAUUAUGCCAAGAAAAUUCGGCCUUGCCGUUCUCGCAAACGUGAAGCUUAAAUUCCCUAUUAACACCGUGUUAACAUCAAUCCUUAAACUGUAUUAUUUUUCAUACGAUGGAUAAUAGACGACAAGUUUUCUUCUAUAAGUUCUUUGUACGUUUGCAUGGCGAUAAUACAUAUAAUAGUUUUGUUUGUGGAAACACCACGUAAAUUUAUUACUGCAGUAAUAAAUUUACGUGGUGUUCCACAAACAAAACUAUUAUAAGUUUUCUUCUGUAAUCAUUUGGUUCAACGAGUUUGUUUACCGUCGCCGUUGUGUUUUCGUCGUACGAAGGAAUACGUCCAGUAAAUUGGGCGUGGCACAAAAUUAACUUUCCCAAAUCUUAACUCUCCCAUAUUAUUUUUUGAUAUAACGCUGGAUAUGUUAAUUUAUGUUUUCUUCUUUUCAAAUUUAGCAUCACUGCAGAAAUUGUGGGUUAGUAGUCUACAGUUGUAUUCUUCUUGUAUUCUCAUUAAAUUCUCAAUCAUAUUGCAUUCCCACGGCAGUUUUCUAAGGAUUAAAUUUUCAUCAAAAUUUGUUUCGUCGUAGAUCAAUAUUCUGUGCUGAAUGUACAGCCAAGACAGCGACCGUUGCAGGAACUAAAAAACCUGCGCGAGUUUGUGAACCAUGUUACAAAGAGCUAAACGUUCCUGUUAGGGUGAGUAUAUACAUUGAGAGCUUUCGAAAUCAUUUUAAAGUGUGACUUACCCUAAAUGUAAUUUUUGAAAAACUUUGGGCCUCCUGGGGAACGUCUGCCCCGGGUCCCCGCGCAAAACGUCUGCGAAUUCAGACGUCAUUUCCGACGCUCAUUCUUCGCAAAGACGUCCGCGCUCGCAGAUUACCGCGCAACAGACAUUAGGAUUUGUUGGCCUGGCAUAUCGUCAAGAGUAAUAUUUUUCAAUGAUUGUUUUUCUUCUUUUUUAGUCAUAUUCACUUAAUUCAACGAAUUCUUCAUGAUACACGCCAUCAAUGUAGAGAAUAUUUAUUAAUUCUUGCGUCCAGCGCUACCGUAGACUUUCGUCAAGUCGUUCGUCUUUGUUUUGAAACAACAAAAACGAAGGACUGUGCUUCGACGCUCGAUCAAACUUUGAGGCCUAUCUGGGGCAAGUCCGACUGUGCGAUCGCGUGAUGUGUUGUGGCGCGUGUAUGAAGUGCGAUGUUGAUCUAUCUCGCCAUUUCUCACCAGCUUCGCCUUGAAAUGCAGUCUGAAGUGAAGAAUGCAGGUUGACCCAUUUUAGAUGCGCUGUGGAAACUUGGAUGUGCCGUAUUUUUACCAUCGUACAAAAACAGAAGCCUUAUAAGUACAUAUGACACGACAUUUUCUUGACUGAAAGAACUCUUUAAGCUGCAGUGUAACUUAUUUUUCAGUUUCUUGUUUUUAUGGUUUGUUCUUGAGAUAUUUCAAUUUGUUUGAUAUGUAAAUGAGUGUAAAUAUGUCCGCUAAUUUAUGAUGUCACUUUGGCUGCAAGCUCAACUUGCACUGCCGGUUAUAAAUCUAUCAACUCUAAAAACUGUAGAUAUCAGUUCACGUUUUUCUCCAGUGUUGAAUCACAUUUACCAGUGAGUGUAGUUUGAAAUUAUCAUCUUGGAUGAUAGCAGUGAUAUUCAACCAUUUUGAAAAGCUUGCAACCAAAGUGACGUCAUAAAUUAGCGGACAUAUUUACACUCA
This is a messenger RNA of Paramuricea clavata, 4450 nucleotides long. Lineage: Eukaryota; Metazoa; Cnidaria; Anthozoa; Malacalcyonacea; Plexauridae. The record is from the annotation of a GenBank genome assembly.